AAAAGACCCAUCAUCUUACUCAACUGCAUUCAGUAAAUUUUCAUUCGUUAAACCUUCAUACCAAACUUAAAAAAAUAAUAAAAAUGAAAUUCGCAGUCGUUUUAUUCGCUGUCAUCGCUGUUGCAGCUGCUGCACCACCAAAAAAUAAUCCAUCUGAUGAUGUUCAAAUUCUUAAGGAAUACAAUGACAUCUCAGCAAGUUCUUAUAAAUUCGGUUUUGAGCAAUCUGAUGGAUCAAAACGUGAUGAAACUGGCGAAGUUAAGCUUAUUGGAGAAAAUGAAGGUGUUGUAAUGCGUGGAUCAUACGAAUAUAUUGGACCUGAUGGAAACACAUACAGAGUUGACUAUGUUGCUGAUGAAAAUGGUUUCCAACCAACCGGAGCUCAUCUUGUAGGAAUUGCCGGAAAAUAAAUUUCUCUUUAUUUUCAAUCCAAUUUGUUUGUCAUCAACCAUGUGUCAAGUCAAUAAGCAACCCUUAAUGCUAAGUCAAUUAACACUAAAUAAGCUAUGUGAACCUCAAAGAUCAAGGAAACACCUCAAUCAUAGUAAUUUUGUAAAAAUUUAUCAUUUUAUGCUCACUAUUCAAAGAUCUAUUAAUACAUCAGCUCAAAAGUAAACUCAAAAAGUUCAAUAAAUGUCAAAUGUUUUUUUGUAUUUAAAUUAA
This is a messenger RNA of Chironomus riparius, 663 nucleotides long. The record is from the annotation of a GenBank genome assembly. NCBI's taxonomy places the organism in Eukaryota, Metazoa, Arthropoda, Insecta, Diptera, Chironomidae.